Girardinichthys multiradiatus is the source of this 570-nucleotide messenger RNA. Its product is annotated as cytochrome c oxidase subunit NDUFA4-like. NCBI's taxonomy places the organism in Eukaryota, Metazoa, Chordata, Actinopteri, Cyprinodontiformes, Goodeidae. The coding region runs from base 117 to 365 and encodes 82 amino acids. The transcript has 4 exons. The record is from RefSeq and is a predicted model, not a curated record.
UGAUGUCUCAUUGCCCUUCUUCCGCCCUGACGAACGAUUAAAGCAAGGACAGUUUUAGCAUUUCUUCACAUAAGCCGUUGCUUUUCCGAGAUAAAGCGGACUUUUCAGACGUCAAGAUGCUUCUCACAAUUCGCAAGCAACUCAGAAGCCAUCCUGCUCUGAUCCCCCUUUUCUUCUUCAUUGGUGGAGGGGCAACCAUGUCCCUGCUGUACCUGGCCCGUCUGGGUCUGAGAAACCCUGAUGUUUCUUGGGAUCGCAAGAACAACCCAGAGCCUUGGAACAAACUGAGUCCAAACUACCAGUACAAGUUCUUUGCAGUAAACACGGAUUACAGCAAACUGAAGAAGGAUCGUCCAGACUUCUAAAGUUCACACCUGUUUGAAUAAAAGCACAACCAUCAGCGAAGCCGCACAGUUGGUCUUUUCUUGAAUUUCCUGCAUCCAGGGAUCUGCAAAAUGCAGAAGCCUUAUCCGCACAACUCAUGUUUCAGUUCAUUGCAUCCCUGGCUUCUUCAAACUGAUUUCUCUUUUUCAAUAAAGUAAAGGAGUAUUUUCUCCUUCAUACAGAGCA